CGCUCUGUCACAAGCAACUCUUCAUUUUCGCCACCUCCUCUGGGAAAGCCCGCACAGGGAUUCGCCCGGGCAGAGGCUCGCUCUAAACCGUCCGCGCUCUUUAGGACCUCAGGGAAACCAGAGCGUUUCUGGCUUUAGGACCCAGGAACUCCGAGGCAGCCUGGACUUAGAUGCCUUGGACCACAGCACCACCUACUUAUAGAAGCAUCCCGAGCCUCAGCCCUUCUGCAUCUCCAUCGGAAAGUGCGCUCGCCACAUCUCUGUCUCCCACAGCUUGGAAACGACGAAGGCUUGGCUGUGAAGGGGCCGUGGAGAGAGCCCGGGAAGCUGCGCAAUUGGACAGGGACGCAGUGGGAAGCGAGAGCGGGCGCACCCGUUGCCCAGGGGUAGCACUUGCGAGCGGGACGCAGCAUCCCAGUGGCCGCGUACGUGCCUGUCCAGGGCAGCUCAUACCGGGCGCCGCCCGCCCAGACGACCCUCGGCGCACGCCAGCCCUGCGGCGGCCGCUGGGACCCGGUAGCUGCCAGGCGCUCCCGGUGGCUCGCCGCAAACUUUCCCCUGGCCCACGUGCUAACGAAGCGGCCGGCUUCCCGACCUGGGAUGGAGCGCCGUGCCUAGGCACGCCGCGCCCUCCGAGACCGACGUGCGCACGGUUCACGGCGGAGAGAUGCUGCUCGCGCCGAACUGACGCGUGCGGCCCCGGGCUAGCGGCGACUCGCCCUCCGAGUCCUCCCCAGCAGCGCGCCGGCGCCGGCUUCUUGGAUGAGCCCUCCAGUUCCCCGACUCUGAGAGGCGCCUCUCCCCAGUCAACCGUCCAGAUGCAGUUUCGCCUCUUCUCCUUUGCGCUCAUCAUUCUGAACUGUAUGGAUUACAGCCACUGCCAAGGCAACCGAUGGAGACGCAAUAAGCGAGCUAGUUAUGUAUCAAAUCCUAUUUGCAAAGGUUGCUUGUCUUGUUCUAAGGACAAUGGGUGUAGCCGAUGUCAACAGAAACUGUUCUUCUUCCUUCGAAGAGAAGGGAUGCGCCAAUAUGGAGAGUGCCUGCAUUCCUGCCCAUCAGGGUACUACGGACACCGAGCCCCAGAUAUGAACAGAUGUGCAAGAUGCAGAAUAGAAAACUGUGAUUCUUGCUUUAGCAAAGACUUUUGUACCAAGUGCAAAGUAGGCUUCUAUUUGCAUAGAGGCCGCUGCUUUGAUGAAUGUCCAGAUGGUUUUGCACCAUUAGAUGAAACCAUGGAGUGCGUGGGAUGUGAAGUUGGUCAUUGGAGUGAAUGGGGAACUUGUAGCAGAAAUAAUCGCACAUGUGGAUUUAAAUGGGGCCUGGAAACCAGAACACGGCAAAUUGUUAAAAAGCCUGCAAAGGACACAAUACCCUGUCCAACCAUUGCUGAAUCCCGGAGAUGUAAGAUGGCCAUGAGGCACUGUCCAGGAGGGAAGAGAACACCCAAAGCAAAGGAGAAGAGGAACAAGAAGAAGAAGAGGAAGCUGAUUGAAAGGGCCCAGGAGCAACACAGUGUCUUCCUCGCCACAGACAGAGCUAGUCAGUAAGGGACAAGGCCCGGAUGGUGGAUUUGGGUUUCUGUGGGUUUUGUUUUUUGUUUUUGUUUGUUUUUUUUGUUUUUUUUUUUUGCAAAGGUGCACAAAGCUACUCUCCACUCCUGCACACUGGUACACAGCCUGCCUCCGUGCUGCUGUGACCGGUGCCUGUUCCCAGUAACAUUGUGAAAGGAAGAGCCACGGGUGUGGUGUCCGAGUUAUUUAUGCUUUGACCUGAACCUGGAGACUGUUGAUGCGGGAGCUUGUUAGCCUGACUCAGUGGAAGCAGGCACGUGAUGGGCUCGCUGUGUGCUGAGAGACUCUCCCUGGCUCCACGGGUGCUUGCGAGGUGUGAGGCUGCCAGCCACCACCGGAGAAGGGACUUGUGCCUAUUUAUGUGAAGGAUGCUCGGCAGGCGAAGCAUGGUUCACCUUGAUCUCUGCUUCUCCCAUCAUGCAUUUUCAAGGAUAAGUGUAUGUGGCUAUCUGCUUAGUGUUACCCCACGGUGUCCCAGCGUCUGUGACCUUCAGACUGUUGAGUGAUGAAACUGCUUUUAGCUGGGGAUGUGCUACGGAAAUGCCUGCUCAGUUUCACAGCAGCUCUAAUAUGUACGUAUUCUGCUGGGGCUACAUAUAAAGCUCUUAUUUACUGUAUAUUUAUGCUUCCCUGUAUGUAACAAGUCAGACCUGAUUAAUAUGAUGUCACUUUGUUUCUAGUGGUUCCUAACCAUUGCCUGGUAAAUAACUGUUCUAGGUUUGCAAAUGGAAAAGUGUCUUGUUGCCUCUUGAAACUUUUUUUUUGGGGGGGCGGGGGUGGGUGGGCUUAUUUCUAAGACUAGGAUAAGCUAGUUUGUACAUAGUCAGUGCCCAGUGUCAAAGCUUAUGGACAGACCUUCCCCACUCCAUGUGUCACCCACACCAAUAAAGCAGCAUGUGGCAACUGGCCCUCAGAAGCGACAGUUCCCUUUGAGGUGAAGAAGUGCUGAGUCUACGAAACACGACUGAAACUGGAGGAAUUGCGUGCAGUUACUUGAAGGUACCCAUGAGGCCCUUUCGUGGGCCAGCUAGAGAAUUGUUCAAAUUUUUAUUUGACUUUAAAAAAUGUAUAACAUUCCCCAAGUCUCAGUGAUAGGACAUCUACCAGUAUUCUUGAGUCCCUGAAGUUGGCUUCAUUAAACUAUGCAUGGAAUUUGGCCACAAACCAGGAUGAAUUCCUAAAACUGCUGGUCAGUUCUUAACAGAAUCUCCUUCCUAUCCGCAAUGGGAACCUUCCCAGGUGACUUUCAGAACAAUAGUUUGAAAAACAGCUGCUUGGGGCAACUGGUUCUUAGAGGGUCAUGGAUUGGCUUCUUCAAAAGAUAUCUUUCUCUUCCUGACUGAUGAAGGGAAGAGUUAGAAAAAAGCAAUGUUUGCUGAUUUUUGAGGAAAUAACCAAAGCAAGGUAAAGCUUUUCUCCCACCUUGCAUUGGCAAAACUACCUCUUUAGCGUUUUUGUUAGACGUUUGAGUCAAAAGCAUCUUACCAGUAAAUGUAACUGUCAUAUACAUCACAGUGGAAAUACUGUCCCUAGGAGAUAAUAAGCCAUAUGUGAAUGUAGUAUACAACUGCAGGGCUGGCAUUUAGUCCUGAAGUGUUCACCUCUUUCAUGUCUAUUUACAGUGUAUUCCUAUUGACUGAGUGGGGAGGGCUCUGCUUUAUAGAGUGCUUCAUUGUUAAGUCAGCACCUGUUCUGUUUCUGGGAUGUUCUUUUUGUGCAUUAAAAAAUUUCAAAAUUA
This is a messenger RNA of Oryctolagus cuniculus (rabbit), 3309 nucleotides long. RefSeq names its product R-spondin 2 (gene RSPO2). The record is from RefSeq and is a predicted model, not a curated record. NCBI's taxonomy places the organism in Eukaryota, Metazoa, Chordata, Mammalia, Lagomorpha, Leporidae.